Molecule: messenger RNA, 9482 nt
Organism: Polypterus senegalus (gray bichir)
Lineage: Eukaryota; Metazoa; Chordata; Cladistia; Polypteriformes; Polypteridae
Gene: syne3
Product: spectrin repeat containing, nuclear envelope family member 3
Biological process (GO): nuclear migration
Cellular component (GO): nuclear outer membrane; meiotic nuclear membrane microtubule tethering complex; cytoplasm
Molecular function (GO): actin filament binding
Source: RefSeq, a predicted model, not a curated record
GAAUGAAUGUAGACGGUAUGAUGUCAGGAAUGUAGUAGGCUGUUUCCCGACGUAAGGGGCAGGCCCUCUAGUUCAGAAUCUACUGCUGCUCGUGGGUAGACGCAGUUGUUAUUGAUUGUGGCGGAGGGCCUGGCACCAAGUGUCAGGCGGACAUGUCGUUGUUGCGCGCCCAAGCGACCAAGUAAGAAAUCUACAUUGACUUAGCGUUUCUCAGGAUAGUCUGACCUGAAACCCUCGUUUAUGCACUGAACUGGAAAUGAGAAAUGUCACAACUGGGAGCUCCGAAUGGUCUGAUAGCAUGUAAACACAGCACAACUACAUGUUUUCCUUAAGGUAAUUGACGCUUUAUCCUCCAUGAGAUGAUGAUGCAUAUGAAGGGCACGGAGUAAACACAAACUUCAUUUACUCAGCAAAACACUUAAAGUCAGAAGCCAUGACACAGCAUGUGGAAGAGGAGUUUGGACAAAGCCUGGAAAAUGCAAAAGCCUGGAUGCAAGCCGUCCAAGAGAGGUUGAGAGUUAAUGACAAUACACGUGGUCCAAAAGAACAGCUAGAAGCUAGGCUAAGACAAACAAAGGAAAUCUAUGAGUCUGAAACUGAGGGAAUGAUGAAGAUGGAGAUUGUGUACAAGGCAGGAAAAGAACUCCAGGAGAACGGCAAUGAAGACAAACGGCAUGAGACCAUCUGCAAGCUGAAGAACAUCAAAGAGCAUUGGGAAGAAACAAGAACAUACAUAAUUCACUGUCACAGUCGCAUUGAGUGGGUGUGGCUUCACUGGAAUGAGUAUUUGAAAGCCUAUGAAGAAUUUAGCUUAUGGCUAGCAAAGAUGAAUCUGGAGUUGGAGCCCAACCUGCAGCUCCAAUUGGGCUUAAAAGAGAAAUGCUGGCAGCUGGACCACCAUCACGUUUUGCUGAAGGUUAUCCAUAAUCACAAUGAUGUUCGUAACAGGCUGCUAGAUGAAGCAGCUUGUCUCCACAGUAUUACUGAAGACGCCAGUAUGAACGAUGAAGUGCAGAAGAAACUUGAGGCCAGUUAUGAAGAUAUUAGGAGUAAAGCUCAGGAAAGAGUAUUAUUACUUCAAAAAAUUGUAGAAGAACACAAAAGUUACCAGCAGAGAGUUGAAAAGUUCCAAAACUGGAUAUUGUCAAAAGCCGAUGAAAUGAACAAGUUCUUUGAAAUGAAAGGCAGAAUGGAUGAGAAAUUAAUGAAACUGCAGCAUGUACUUGGGAGUAUCAACAAUGAAGAGAAGACACUGCAGGAUAUUGAAAGAGUGGCGGCUGCCGUAGAGAAUACCUCUCCAUUGGGAGCGGAGAGGAUCAGCAAACGACUGGAGGAGUUGAGAAUUUCCUGGGAAGAACUGCGACGCCUCUGCAAGAUAGAGAAAGGAAGACUUGAGGCUGUCCUGCAGUCUGAAUCAGAAAAUACAAAAAAAGUUUCUAAGCUGAAGCUAGACAUCGCAGCAUUCAGAAAAAGAGUCCAGAAGUUAAACGAUGGUUUAGAGGUUUCUGAUCAGGAAAGAACACAAGAAGAAAUGAUCGUUUUGUUACAAAAAAUACUGCAAAUAAGGGGUAAUAUUGCAGAUGAAGAAUCUACUGCUGAAAGGCUUAAGGCUCAGCUGAAGGAAGUUUUCCAGUUUUCCCAGGAUGUGCAGGUCCAAUCUGACGUUCUAGCAGCAGUAAAAGAAUAUCAGAGUGUGAAGCGCAGGGCAUUUACACUCUAUGCAGAAAUGGAGACAAGUCUGUGGUGGCUUUUCCAGGUCCCACUUCGUGAUUUUUUACACUGGAAAUCUGCAGUACUGACAACACUGUCUGUCCCUGAAGAUCAGACAUCAUUCAUUGAACAUCUAAAUAAAGUUAAGUUUUUGGUGCAACAGAGCUGUCAUCUUAAGGACAGGCUUGGGUUCCUUUCUGAGAAACAGGAUUUGCUCCGCAGCAUCUUUGAUAAGAAUGACGUUGAAAGCCUGAGGUUACACACUGACAGGACCUUAAGAGAGAGGGAAGAACUUCAUGCUCGCCUCCUCCAGUGCAAAGACCAUCUGGAGACUUCAGCAUCAAAAUCACAGGAUUUCAAAUUAAUGUUCAAAUCAAUCCAGAAGAGCUUGUCUACUUUCAAGGACCGAAUUGCAUCUGAAGGGAAUCUGCAACCAGAUAUACUGAGCAAAAAGGCUCAGAAAGAGCGGCUUCAGGUGAUCUACAAAGACUUAAUAGACUUUGAGCCAAAUAUUCUCAAGAUGGAAAGUUUUGUAUCAGAAUAUCCAUCCUACAAAUGUCAGUUUGCUCAACUUUUAGCCGAAUGGAAGACUCUCAAUAAUAUCCUACAGAAGUCUCUACAGGAAUGUGAGAAAUCAGUCAAUGACCAUGAACAUUUCCGUGAGAGGUUGUUGAGCCUUCAGCAGUGGAUGAUGAUAAUACAGCAGAAACUAGAGCCCUAUAAAAGUGUAAAUGGUGACAGGAGUGCUGAAAAUCGUGAGGCUGAAUUAGAGAAAAUGCUGUCUGAAUUUCCUGAAAAGGAGAUGUACCUUCAUGAGACUGAUGUGCUGGGACUAUCGGUGCUGGAAAAUACAUCUACUGAAGGACAAGUACACAUACAAAGAGACCUGAAGGAACUGAAACAAUCAUGGGCUUCUCUACAAGCAUUGAUCUUGCAUAUCAAUAGCUUAAUUACCAAACUCAGAGUUGAAGAAAAAAUUCGGAAUAAAGGAAAAGUAGACCUACCACAUCUACCGCAGCAAAGCCUGCAGAUCCCCAGGCAAGUCAGUGAUGUUGCUUCCCUGGGCAGUGAUUUCAAAAACAAUUGGAGCAAUGAAGAUAUUUGCAGUGAACAAAUUUCACUUGAAGGAAUGCCAGGAGUAGAGACUGGAGUCAGCAGUUCGACGAGUAAUACCUCAAAUGGAGUUAGAGACCAAACUGUGCCAGAUGUAGUUGAUGGGCCCUUUUUGGAUAAACAGAGACGCUUGCCAAGAAUGAGCAAUUCUGAGAAUUAUUUAAAGCUUAGAGAGCAGUUUGAACAAUGGUUGAAUGAAAGGAUGCAUAAAUUAAACAAGAUAUUAAUGCGAACUAAUCUUCUGACUGAUAGAGAGUUGAAAAGCAAACAGCAGGUUAUUAAGAAACUGCAAUCAGAAGUUCCUGAGGGACAGAAUCUCUUCCAGUCUCUAUUAAAUGCUAAAGGACCAGAGAUUGGUGAAGAUGCACAUUUCGAGGGUUUGCGAUACAAGUGGAUGCUUUAUAAAUCAAAACUUAAAAAUCCAGCUAAUCUUGAAUCUGCUACACUAACCCAAGUGGAGAAUCGCAUUGACACAGGAAAGAAGCGCUCUGGAUUCUGCCCCUUCCUGUAUCGUGUCUGCUGUGCAGCGUUGCCUUUGCAGCUCUUGCUCCUCUCCCUCUUGCUCCUGGCAUUCCUGCUACCACUAGUUGAUGAAGGAUCAAGUUGUUCGCUGGCUAACAACUUUGCCCGUUCCUUCAACCUGAUGCUGAGAUAUGAUGGUCCUCCUCCUACCUAACUCCUGACAGCCACAAUGUGUAUGUUUGGGUAGCCUGUGGUCACUGACAUUCCACACCCUUUCACAUUUCAAAAGGUAGUGGGAUUUCUGAUUUCAGCUGUUGUAAUCCAUCUCACAUGUUCUCUUAAGACUGAUUGCUGGAAAGAUCACAAGAUUAAUCUUCAAGACCAUCUAAAAUUUACUUGCCUCAACCUCCUGUAUAUAAAGACUAUAUUGACAGUUCACACCAGUGUGUAACUGCUGGAUAAUAAGAAGAAAUUGGGGCCUGAGAUCUCUGACCGUUUUAUGUCUCUGUCACCCUCUCUUUCCUUCCCCUAGACGUUAAUACUGUAUAAUUAUGUGCGGUUUUAAAGGAAUGUGUGAUAAUAGGCUAUAUGCACACUCUCUUAUGGAUUCCACAUCAGCCAGCUGCUGUACUUCUGGCACUGCUAUCAAAACAGAGUAGCUAUGGCGUUUUUCACCAGAUCACUUCAAGAUGUGCCCAAACUUAUGGUCAACAAAGCAAGUCGUAUUUUUCAAACAUUGUGCCAAACGUCAGGUGCUAAAAAGGAGAAGGGCGUCAUACUAUAUGUUUCAUGCUACAUCCAGCAAUAUUAAGGUAAGAUCUGGACAUAUUACAAAUUUGUAUCUGCUGUGAACUGACAUGGGACAAAUAUUUGAUUACAUUAGCCUUCUUUAAAAAGCAGAAUUUCAAGAAUUAGUCCUUAAACUUUUUCAGGGGCAGGUGAAUAUUUAUGUAAGCUUAAUACUGCAAUGGCACUGGACAAGUUAUAUCAGCCAGGGAUGAGGCAUUACACUUUCAAUAGCAGGAGCGCCUAUAAAAAUGGCAACUCUGCACAGUCGCACGCUCUUUUUCCAACUAGUGCAGCCAAAGGGAAUCAGUCCUUUUAAAGAUGGUGAGCCACCUCAAAAUGCCGUAUAAAAAGCAGAGAAUCCAUCCAUUGUGGCACUCGGCAUAACAUGAGUCUGCUGGACAUCUUAACCUUGUUAAAAAGUGAUUUGUGUCUGUCUGAGCCAGCAAAAUGGUGAAUGCCAGACUGCUUCUUCAUUGUACGGGUCUCAAUUUGUUUCCUCGGUUGGAGGAUCUCCUCUCUGAGAGACAUGUUUACAUCAAGCUCUAGGUCAAUGGCUGCUGGCUCCAGAGCCAAAGUGUAGUCAUGGUCCUUGAGGAUUUUAUCAUCCUCCUCCUCCUAUCUGUACUCUGAAACUUAAGCUGCUUUUUCACAGACAUUCUCACCACUAAACAAAAAUCACAACAGCAAUAUGGACAGUGGGAGUGACUGAGCUGAAGUACAUCACCACUACUGUGUGCAUAUAGCCUAUUGUCAGUGAAUACAGUAGAUUUUUGAUGAAUCCUUGUAAAGUGUUUUGUUUCCAGAUUUUCUUUGAUUCAACUGAUAAGAAAGAAGAGAAAGCCCUAUAUCCCCAUAGAUAAUUCCCUUGUUUAGGUUACAGUCAUUCCCUUUACACUUCCAGUCUUUUGGCCUAUUUUAUUCCAAAAUUGCUAGAAUAUGAACUAUACCACGAGCGCUAGAUUUUCUAAACUGUGCAUUACUUUUCCAUACACCCUAAACCCACAACAAUUAAUUGUCAAGACUCCUACAGAGUUAAUGAAGGUGAUCACAUUACAAAGCAAAAUGUAAGGAAUGGUCUUUUUUCCUUUUUUGGCUAUUUGACUCCGAGUGCUGCACAAUGCAUUUUGAUGUGAUGGGUCCAGCAUAUAAGACAUGUUUUAAGCGUCUUAUAAGCCUAUAACUUUUUCUUUGAAUUUUUCACAGCAAAUCAGCCUUUGUUGCGGUUAUUAUUUGUCCUGUUGUACUUUUUGCAUGUUUCAGUGUAAACGCCUCUUUCCGUGCACUAAAUGCAUCAUACCAUAUGUUGUGUUGAUUGCACAAUCAGUAGGCUCUUAAACAACAAGCAUUAACCUUUUCAGAUGUAUCAUAAAACAAGGAAUCAGUUAAUAAUAUUACUGAGUGUUUCCAGAAGUUAAUUUACAGUAUCCAUAUAAAGAUUCAUUGCUUGUUACAUUAUUGUUGACUGAGGACACACUGGUCAUUAAUCAAGUGGGCAUUUUCAACUUUUGCUAAAUCCACCUUUUUAAAAUAAAUAAUCAUCUGAUUCCCAUUAAGUACAAUUGCACUGAUAUAUAACAAAAAAGAUAACUGUAAAGGUCUAGGAGUAUUCCAUCCCUAGUAAGCUGUACAGUACAACAUGGGAAGGAAACCACUUGUCUGCAUCAUUCAUUUGUGGAAUAAAUCUUUGUUAAAUUAUCAUGCUCGACAAAAGCUUAAAGCAAUAAUAACCUUAUGUUGUGUUUCAUUUAAGUCAAAAAUAAUCAUUAUGAUGGACUAAAGCUAAAAUUAGCAUAAUAUUAAAAAAAACCAUGACCGAAUUGUUUAGGUUCUAUCAGACUAUUUUUUGGUUAAGUCCUAUAUAUAAUAUAAAUUGUUUCGUCCUUCUCAGUCAUACUAUGCAAAAAUGCUAAAUGUAAUAUUGUAUUUAACUUUGCUGUGGUAUGAAUUUGUAUUAUGUAAAGAUGAAAUAUAAUGAAGAAACAGUUAUAAAAUAUUUACAUGGUUAAAUGAAAAUAGUAACAGUUCAUAUAAUCUCAAAAAAAUGCACGUAAAUGCAACUAUGAAAAAUGAUCCGCACAAGUUAGUUUGAGGAAACUUGCUUAUUUUUAUACUUGUAUUGCUUCAGGAGAUAUGCUAACAUAUAUAUUUGUAAUUGCUUAAAUGAUGUUAUGAAGAACAUAUAAUAAAGUUAUAUUUUUUUUAUAGAAAAGAUAGGAGCAUUUUCAAGUAUUCAUACUGUUUUGUGAAAUCAGGCUUUUGCUAUGAAUAUCAUUAGUGGUGUCAUUUUAUUUGGACUAAAGAUGUUGGAAGUUGGGUCAUUGUGCACAACUCAUAGUUUGUGUUUCUGUUUUCACUAUGUGUAUCAAUUUAUACAAAAUACCAAAGCUUUUUCUUUUGUUUCUAUAAAUGAUUUUUUUUUUAGUUUUGUAUGUUUAGAAAGUCCAAGAAUGAUCAGUAAAUAUUUUUUCUCAUGAUAAAUGUUGAAUUUUAUAGAAAUGGGUUAAUAAAGAAAUCUGUAAAAAAAAAAAAAAAAGAAGAAGUAAAGUUUUGAAGACGAAAAAUUACUAUAUGGCCCUUCACUUGUGUAAGUUAAUAAUGUAGAAAGAGAGAUACUGUAGAAAUCUUUACCAUAUAUACAGUAUAUACUCAGUACUGUACAAGGGGCAGCAUAAACUCAUCCCAACACUCCUUAUAGUUCACAAAGUUGGCAGCUACUCCAUACUUUUUUCUUUUGUUCAUAUAUUUUGGAGAGUUACUCCUUGUCCCAGUGCUCAUGUUUCUUCCAUAGUCUUUCAUCGACUAAUGCCCUUUUGCUGACAUGCCUAUACCUCAUGUGGCUGGCCCAGCUGAAUAUGUCAGCACCUUUGUCAGAGGGCUCUUCAUAAAUGGCAUUUGAACAGAUUAUUAUUCACCUCUGUCAAAUAUAAAAAGAAAAAAUAGUUUUUUUUCCACAUUGAUGAAUAAAAAUAAAUAUACUAAUGCAGUGUCUCCGCUUUUGAAGCUUCAUCAUAUGCAUAUAAACAAUCAAGCAUUCUUAACCUUCAGUCUUACUCUCACAUAGAAAUAGAUAUGGAUGAUUAAAUAAUUCAACUAUUCAAGGGUUUUAUCCAUUCAGUACAGUGUCUGUUAUGACAAAACUGACUGCAUUAUCUGAAAGUUUUUUGUUCUGGGGUAUUGUACUUUAUAACUUAAGUGCUUCAGGAGAUGGGACUACUGAGUCAAUAAAGAAGGAAUUUGGUUUCUAAUAUAAUUGUAUGUAAUAAAAUGAAUAAUACUUUUAGAACAAUUUAGAACCAGCAUGAGAAAUACAACUAACAUCUACAACAUUUGAAUUGGCGUUUGUAAAAUUUUGCUGAAAGUAAUUUAAGGCCUCUAAAUUAUAUUGAGAGUAUUGAUGUUCCCUCCCAUAAUGACUUGUUCACAAUUGCUCACUCAUUGUAUUGUUUUACCUUACAUACUGUAAGAGAAAAUAUUGCUUUCCUAAAUAUUUGGUGAAUCUGCUUUAAGUCUUUUGUAGGUUUGGUCUCUAGCAGUAAAUCCUGAGCAUGUUUGGUGGCAUAGAUACUGAUUAUACAUUAAGCUAUACUGGUUUGACUUGGUGCAUUGAGACAAGAAAAUGAUCGCAAUGCUAAUAAUGUGUGCUUGAAAUAAUCAUUUCUAAGUUACUUAUGCAAUUUGCCAUUGCAGCUGAUUCUGUGGUCCAUACACUGAUUGUGUUUGUACAAUAAUAGCAUGUUAUUUGUUUAACAUGUGACGUUUUCUGAACCAAUAGCUAAAUAUAUUAAUCAAAUGUGGUAAAGUCGAUUGACAGAAGAAUAUUAGGCAGCUAUAAUUCCAGGUAAACGAAUCACCAGCCAUAUUUUCUUGUAAAGCAUGUUACUGGUAUUUUAUUUCUUCUCUCUAUACAUUAAUCAUGUUAAAAUGACUUUGUGUCAUGAUUUUUUUUUUUGCUGUAAAUUGCAGUAUAACUUUGUCAACCUGUUAAUAUCCAGGAGUGAUUAUUGUAUUUAACGUCAAAUGAGUUAUAUUACAUUAGAAAAAACUUAUGAAAUGUUGCACUGCCAGAAAGGAGACUUGAAUAGUGUUGUAUAAAUAACUCAGUGUUCUUUUAACCUAUUUACUGUAUUUCUUUCAUUUUGCAAACAUUAUGCCAGUUAAGAAGGUUUUAGCAAAAGGUCUGCAUUUCAGAUGUAUUUGCUCUGUUUUAAUACAAGAACGAUCAGGUAUUGUCAGGUUAAGAGCUAACCAGAUCUUUACUGUUUUAGAAGGUUUCCUUGGCAAAUGUAACUCCUCUUUUGCUGAAAUUACACUAUUGUGAUUUAUUGUGAUUUAUGUUUAUGUUUUUCUUAUUUAAAUUAACGUUUCCUCCUCUUUUACAAAUGUACUUGUUUUGAUAUAAUGUAACAUAACUCUCAUUAUUAUUAUUAUUAUUUGCGGUCUGCCUACUGAUUUUCUGAAUAUGUUUUAGACAUAAUACAAUGUUUCACUGUGUAUUUCAAUGCUUUAUUUUAUUAAUCCUUUAUAAAAUGCAAGUGCUUGUAAAAUAUACAAAAUAUGGAACUGUUUAUAUGUUGUCAAUAAUCCAUUAAAGUUUUAGACAUUAAUACACUUAGAGCAUACAAUCAUGUUAGCCUCUGCUAAAUAAUAUUCAUACAUGGAUGAUUGAAAGGAGUCACAGAUUAUUAAAUUGCUCAUUUUAGAACCUUUUAUUUAUGGAGGCCAUAUUACUAACUACUAAUAAAAGAGUAAGUGUUGUUUGUGGUUGUGCCACACAUUCAUAACAUACAAUAUGUAAUAUUAGACUCAAAUAAACAUGUAUUUGUAAGUUUAUUCUCCAGACUUCUGUACAGAGAACAAAGAAAAAUUUCCCAAAAGCAAGGAAAAUGCAGAAGCACCUUUGAUUAUGAUAUUACAGCUACUUACCUUUCUCAAAACUCCAUGGUUACAUGUGACGCAUAUUUCAAAGUAAUGAACCUCCAGUUUUAUUCUGUGGCCUCACCGCUCCAUAUUCAUAAGGUUUACAGGUGAGACAGGUUUUACGUUAUUCUUGAUAUUAGCUCAUGACAAUCUGUGGCACCCAUUGCUGCAUAGAAUGUAUUGCUGGCAGUGCAUACAACCAAAUAAAUUCAAAUUGCAUGUUUAAUAUUCCCUGUGGUGUGUCCAUGCAAAAGGUAUGUCCAUUAUCCAAAUGGUGUAGCAUACAAUAUGUUAUAUUUUGGAAAUAUUUAAUUUGUAUUAUUUUAAACAAAUUCUGUUAUAUGGUAUGUUAAGUGUCUUAGAGUAUAUUAAAUGUCUGCUUGUGUUGUUUGCUUAUUUCUUGUUGACAAUAUUAGUUUUUUAAGCAAAGCUUUGGUUUGUAGUUCAAUUCUCUUGACAACAAAAUAAUAAACUAUACUGACAAAAAUAAA